CAUGUGUACCUUAUAUAAUACAAGUAUGAGAUAAAAUGAUUUUAAGCAAAUGCAAAAUACCAAAUUCUUCCUUCAUUUAAUUAACAUCAUCCAUGAAUAUCUCAAUAAUCUUACUAUUAUUGAUUGUUGCAUUAAAUUUCUCAAUUACUCAAAGUUUCCAACACCCCUUAGACCCUUUAAGCCCUAAAGAAAUCAAUGAAAUAAGAGUUAUAAUUGAAAAAUCCCAUCUGAAAACCCUUAAAAAUUUAACAUACCACUUUGUGGAUGUUGAUGAGCCUGAAAAAGAUGAUGUGCUACAUUGGCUAUCAUCAUCGUCAUCGUCAUCGUCAUCGUCUAGGAAAACAAAGUUGUUACCUCGUCGAGCCAAGGUGGUGGUCAUAGGUGGGGGACAAACACGAGAACUGGUAGUAGACUUAUCGAAGAGGUUGAUCGUGUUAGACCAUGUGUACAAAGGUCAUGGUUACCCUCCACUCACAUUUGAAGAGUUGUUACAAGCAAGCCUAUUAACCCAAAAAGACCCUAGGUUUCUUGAGUCUCUAUCAAGAAGAAAUUUGAAGGGUUCCCAAGUUUCAUGCCUACCUCUUACUAAAGGUUGGUUUGGAGAACAUGUCUCUACAAGGGGAGUUAAAAUCACAUGUUUUUAUAGAAAUGGAACCACUAAUAUAUAUGCUCGCCCAAUUAAUGGGAUAACCAUACUAUUUGAUCUUGAAUUAAUGAAGGUAACAACGUAUAUGGAUCGUUAUCGAGCUCCAUUGCCUAAGGCUAAAGGUACCGAGUUCCAUUCACGACCAGUACAACCCGGUCCGAGUUAUCCUAACAUAACUAACAGCAAGUUUAGUAUCCAAGGUAAUUUGGUUACAUGGGGUGAUUGGAAAUUCCAUGUUGCAUUUAAUUCAAGAGCAGGAACAAUUAUAUCUGCUGCAUCUAUAUUUGAUGGAAAGGAGAACAAGUAUAGGAGGGUUUUGUAUAGAGGUCAUGUUUCCGAGACGUUUGUACCAUAUAUGGAUUCUACGGAAGAUUGGUAUUAUAGGACAUUUAUGGAUGUGGGCGAAUUCGGGUUUGGGAAAGCAGCUGAUAGCCUUCAACCCCUUGUUGAUUGCCCAGGGAAUGCAAGGUUUAUGGAUGGGUAUUUGGUUGAUGCUUUUGGAAUGCCUAAUUUGCUUCCUAGAGCUAUUUGUGUUUUUCAAAGGUAUUCUGGUGAUGUUGCAUGGAGACAUACUGAAAUUGGAGUUCCUGGGAGAGUGAUACGAAAUGGAGAGCCAGAAGUUACACUAGUUGUGAGAAUGAUAGCUACCGUUGGAAAUUACGACUACAUUCUAGAUUGGGAAUUCAGGCAAACAGGGUCCAUUACAGUUGGGGUUGGAUUAACGGGAGUACUAGAAAUGAAGGCAACAUCCUACACAUCAAUGGACCAAGUAACAGAAGAAAUGUACGGCACCAUGGUGGCACCUAACACUAUUGCCAUUAACCAUGACCACUUCCUCACUUACUAUCUUGACCUUGACGUCGACGGCAACGAGAACUCCUUCAUGAGAUCUUCAUUACAGUCGGAGAGAGUAAGGAGGAUGUCAACCCCUAGGAAAAGUUACUGGAAUGUCAAGAAGAAAAUCUUUAAAAGAGAAGCUGAGGCUAGAAUACGGCUCAGCUCGAAGCCGGCUCAGUUAAUGGUGGUGAAUUCUAAUAAGAAAACUAAUGUGGGAAACCCAGUUGGUUACCAGCUUAUUACCGGACAACCGGCUUAUUCACUCCUAGCUGAUGAUGAUUAUCCUCAAAUACGUACUGCUUAUACGAAGUACCAAGUUUGGGUGACUCCCUAUAGUAAGUCAGAAAGGUGGGCUGCUGGUUUUUAUGCUGACCAAAGCCAUGGAGAUGAUGGCUUAACUGUAUGGACUCGUAGGAAUAGAAAGAUAGAAAACAAAGACAUUGUGUUGUGGUAUACUAUGGGAUUUCAUCACGUCCCCUGCCAAGAAGAUUUUCCUAUUAUGGCAACUCUCCGAAGCAGUUUCGAGCUCCGUCCGACUAACUUUUUCGACCAAAAUCCAAUUACUUACAAAGUUAAGUCAUGAUACACUCAUGCAUCAUUGUAAUGAAGAACAACAAUGCUAUAUAUAUACUUUAAUUUAAUACUAUGUAUCUGAUGAAUGAAUUAUGGAUGAGACUAAUUAAAUGUGUAUUAUCUUAAUCACUUGAAUUCUAGCACAACAACUAAAAAAAUGAAUGUAUAAUUCAUUCUUAUUGGACCUCACUCUUAACGUUUUUGCUUCAUUUGUAAAUCACAUUGAGUUACAAAGUGAAGUACUCCAUUGAGAUUAUAUUUAUACAACGCGCGGAUGGUACAGGCGCGUGCACCUAGAUCUAGGUGCACCUGCACCAAAACGCAGAAAAAUAAGAACAAAACGCAAAAACAUAAAAAAACAACAAAAAACAUAAAAGAACACAAAAACAUAAAAGAAAGAACAUCAAGAAUUAAACCAAAAGAACAAUAAGUAAAACAGGAAAGAACAAUAGCAUUGAAAACCAAAAAAGGUUAAAACAACAAAUAAGUAAAAACACAUAAAAGAACAAUAAGUAAAAACACGUAAAAGAACAUAAAACACUAAAAAGAAAGAACAUCAGCAAUUAAACGAAAGAACAAAUAGAAAAGAACAAUCAUAUUAAAAACCAAAAAGAUUAAAACACGUAAAAGAACAUAAUACACUAAAAUGAGAGAAGAUCAGAAAGUAAAGGAAAAGAACAAAAAGAAAAAAAGAAAAACACAAACAUAUUAAAAACCAGAAAGGUUAAAACAAGGAAAAAACGAUUUCUCUGCACUUUUAAAAAGAACAUGGCAAAUGCAACACCAGACGCACAAAAGAAGAAAAGAACCAACGAAAAGAACAACAAAAACGUUAAAAAGUGAAAAAACCGCCAAACAGAAGUUUUUUAUUGAAAUAAUGAACGUGGCAAGAAAAAAACCGCAAAACAGAAGUUUUCCUAUGAAAACAUAAAACGUGGCAGUUAAUUUCUCUCUCCUCAAAAUCUUUUAAUAAAAAAACAUUAAAUAAGUUACUUGUCUUUCAUUUUGUAUUUUAAAAAAUUAAAAAAUAGAUUACUGUUUAAAAUAAAAAAAUAAAAAAAUAUAAUUUAAGUAAAAAUAGUAAUAAAAAACAAAUUUAAAAAUACUAACAACAGAUAAUAAAAAGAACACAAAGGAGACUCAAACGAACAUCAUUUUCUUUACUUAUAGGCCAAAAGAACAAAAAAGCGGACGAAAAGAACAACCAAAAAAAAAAGGAAGUUUAAGUUUGAAAAUACUGUAGCAGUUAUUUUCUCUCUCUUCAAUUUAUCAUAUAUAAAUACAUCAUUGAAUUCGACAUUUAUUUUCACUUUCACACUCAACCUACAUGCAAAACCUCCACUCACAAACAAUCAAAAAAACAGUGCAAAACCUUUCAAAUUCUUGCAAAUCCGAACUUCCCCAAUUUGCAAUUCUACUAUUUUCACUCUAAAAACUUCCCCAAUUUGUUUUUUGGAAGUGAUAAUCUGGUUACAAAAACUUGAACCCUAACAAUUGAAAAUGGGGAAAUCGAAAAAAGGAGAAGAAGUUGAUGCGAAAUG
Spinacia oleracea (spinach) is the source of this 3597-nucleotide messenger RNA. RefSeq names its product primary amine oxidase 1. Gene Ontology annotation, biological process: amine metabolic process. The coding region runs from base 93 to 2066 and encodes 657 amino acids. The record is from RefSeq and is a predicted model, not a curated record. NCBI's taxonomy places the organism in Eukaryota, Viridiplantae, Streptophyta, Magnoliopsida, Caryophyllales, Amaranthaceae. Gene Ontology annotation, molecular function: primary methylamine oxidase activity; quinone binding; copper ion binding. The transcript has 4 exons.